AUGAACGGUGCCAUUGGCGGAACACUCACUCAACUCCCGGGACAGAGAUCCGUCUCGCUCAGGGCGCGCGCAAUGCCACCAGGGCACGAGUGGGAUCUGACCGGUGGUUGGGUUCCGCCGGAUCGGGAGGCAAAGAGACGCAGAGGGGUCGUCGAUGUCGACGUCGACAAAAUCAUUGGAGAUCUCCUCCAACUUGAGAAAGAAUCGCCAGUAGACGGCAGGCAAGUGCCCAUGGAUGAGGGUGAUCUGUUCAAUCUCAUCGACCUGGCACGUAAGAAAUUCGCUGAGCAGGACAUGCUCCUGCAUCUGGCUGCCCCUAUGCAGGUGGCGGGCGACGUGCACGGCCAAUAUUUCGACCUCUUGCGCUUGCUGACCUUCGGAGGCUCCCCUGAAGAUGCAAACUACCUCUUCCUUGGUGAUUAUGUUGACAGGGGAAAGAACUCCAUUGAGUGUAUUGCACUCCUCUUUGCAUUUAAGGCAAAGUAUCCGGAAAAGAUAUUCAUGCUUCGGGGCAAUCAUGAAUGCGCAUCCAUCAACCGAAUCUAUGGCUUUUAUGAAGAGUGCAAGAGGCGCUACAGCGUCAAGCUAUGGACAAGCUUCGGAGAUGCGUUUCAGUAUAUGCCUGUUUGCGCGCUCAUCGAUGAUCGAAUUGUGUGCAUGCACGGUGGCUUGUCACCGGAUCUGAUUAGCUUCGACCAGAUCGAGCAAAUCCAGCGCCCAGUCGAAGUUGGCGACACAGGUCUUCUUGCGGAUCUUCUGUGGUCGGAUCCAUCUCCCGGUGUGGAGAAGUGGGGAGAGAACGAUCGAGGUGUCUCAUUCACCUUUGGUCCGGUAGUCGUGAAGGCCUUCUUGAAAAAGCACAACUUGGAUCUUAUUGCAAGAGCACAUCAGGUUGUGGAGGACGGCUACGAGUUCUUCGCGGGAAGGCAAGUCGUAACGAUUUUCUCCGCUCCCAACUACUGCCGUGAGUUCGACAAUGCCGGUGCUCUGAUGAGUAUCGAUGCUGAGCUUCGGAUCUCGUUCUACGUGCUGAAGCCAGAGUUUAGGCCAGCUUGA
This is a messenger RNA of Symbiodinium sp. CCMP2456, 1056 nucleotides long. The record is from the annotation of a GenBank genome assembly. Lineage: Eukaryota; Dinophyceae; Suessiales; Symbiodiniaceae.